Hermetia illucens (black soldier fly) is the source of this 2240-nucleotide messenger RNA. Its product is annotated as ubiquitin-conjugating enzyme E2Q-like protein 1. Bases 620 to 1348 code for a protein of 242 amino acids. Lineage: Eukaryota; Metazoa; Arthropoda; Insecta; Diptera; Stratiomyidae. The record is from RefSeq and is a predicted model, not a curated record. The transcript has 7 exons.
AUUCAUCAGUUGAGUUGACAAGUUGAACGCGUUUAGAUGUGAAAUUGGUCUCUGGCCGAGGUGUGUCGUGUCUCGUGUGCUCGGUGCGUGCAGAAAACUUGUUUUGGAGUAGUGCGAACUCGGGGGCGGCAGUGCGAAAAUAAACAAAGCCCGUGGACGCGUGAAAACCGUAAAUGCGCCUACCAGCGCCGCUUGCAUAAGACCUUGUGUCGCGAGAUUGUCGUGAAAUCACAGGUGAAAUUGGAAAGUGGCUCGCAGUUCGGUUCGGCGUCAAGAAAACGAGAAAAUUAGGGUCCGCCAGGAGGAAAAUCUUUUCAUGGUGUAUUUGGAAUAGUUGCAGGGAAGCAGUGAAUUGCCACAAGUGGGAUAGCGGAGUCACCAAGGAAAGGCUGUGGCGAGAGAUACAACGUCUAUUGAGAAUUUUCUGUCUCUGUUUAGGCUUCUCAGGCAAAUUUUCCAAUCACACCGGAUCGCUACCAAAAGCAAUCAAAUAACUUAAAAUGCUCAACUAGUUUUAACAUAUAAAUUACAUUAUACCUCGGAGGAUAGAUUUUCCAAAACAUUAAUUUGCCACAACUCGCUGACUACUCACUAUCAGUUAUUUCGACCCAACAACAGAAUGUCUUCACGAUCGAGAGAGAAAGUAACAGCUGUUAUUAGGAAACUUUUUAAAAACACAGAGAAGAAUGACACCGGCGGAGAUGCCGCGGGUAAUGCUGCCAGUGGAUCAUCGGGAUCUCCAGGGAGACGCUUAAGAAGAGGAGUUUCACCUGCUACAAGUAGCGCUCCAAGUUCAGCACCAACGAAAUCUGCAGAGAAGACAAUAAGGGCACGUCGUUUAAUGAAGGAAUAUCGAGAAAUACAGAAAAUUCAACAUUCUAAUGCGAACCCUAUAUUCACGGUCGAGCUGGUCAACGAUAAUCUUUACGAAUGGCACGCAAGAUUAUGUGUUGUCGAUCCAGAUUCACCGCUGGCUGAAGAUAUGGCAGAGCUUAAUAUACCGCAUAUUCUACUUCAUUUAAUUUUUCCUGAGAAUUUUCCAUUCGCCCCACCGUUUAUGCGUGUCGUCGAACCGCGAAUAGAGAAAGGUUUCGUGAUGGAAGGCGGUGCCAUUUGCAUGGAAUUAUUAACCCCUCGCGGUUGGGCUAGUGCAUAUACAGUGGAAGCAGUACUUAUGCAAUUUGCUGCUAGUUUAGUGAAAGGACAAGGCCGAAUAGCAAGGAAAUCAAAAAGUACAAAGGAAUUUAGUAGUCUCGUCUCCAGGCGAUCUGCUGAAGAAGCAUUCAGGUCACUAGUUAAAACCCACGAAAAGUAUGGGUGGGUAACACCAGCUCUAUCGGACGGUUAGAGCUUUUCAGUAAAUAAAUGCUCAGAAAAGAUAACUUCCUACCCAGUAUUUAUUGAUUGAAUAAUUUUAUGCAAAUUGAAACUGAUCUCGUUGUGAAUGUCGUAUUUUUUUAAGAAUGAAUGAAAUCAAAUGUUUAUAUUAUUUCAUAAUAGUGAUAUUGUAAGAAGAAUUUGAAGAAUCAAUUAAGAAUUUCGAAGACAAAAGUGGAAUUUUUAACCAAGAUUUAUGAACGUCCCUUUUUACAUACAACAAAGCUUCAUCUCUCAACUAUUAUUGUCAAACUCCAGUAGCCGUAAGUAUACUCAACCUAAUCUAUUUGACAACGUGUUGCACUGCUCCACUAUAUUAAACUUAUUCUUGACGUAACUUAGACGGUAAUAUGUGUACGUAUCUCUAAAGUUUAAAACUAUUUUCAUUGGAACUACAUAUUUACGCUACUCCUAUCUAUACUCUGAACGUUUUGAAAUGAUAAACAGAACACCAUACCUAGGAUUUUUUGAGAAAUUAUUUCAUACAAGUCAACAACAGAUAUUUGUAAAAAGUACGUUAAAGAUAUUAUAUACAAUGUACGUGUUAUGAUAAUUACCAGAAAAUUUACGUUUUUUGUGAAUUUUGUUGAAAUUGUUGUUGAUAAAAUGAGAAUCAAAGAAGUAAAAGGAUACAAACCAAAUUGUCUACCCACACAAAGUUAAUGUUGCAUCAAGUAUGCCAAAUGCCAAAAUAAUUAUAAGAACUAUUAUAGUUUGAAGAAUAGCGAUUAGACUAUAUUACGAUGUAUUCAGAAUCGAAGAGAUGGAGAGAUGUAUAAUUUAGAAAGACAAUUUGAUCAAACAAUACCAAAUUGCAUGUUAACAUCAAGGAAGACAGUAAAUAUAUAAAUAUUUGUUUGCUA